This is a messenger RNA of Eublepharis macularius, 2488 nucleotides long. It is a transcript of the gene DDX21, whose product is annotated as DExD-box helicase 21. The record is from RefSeq and is a predicted model, not a curated record. NCBI's taxonomy places the organism in Eukaryota, Metazoa, Chordata, Lepidosauria, Squamata, Eublepharidae. The transcript has 15 exons. Bases 16 to 2424 code for a protein of 802 amino acids. Gene Ontology annotation, molecular function: RNA helicase activity; ATP binding; RNA binding.
GCGCCGCAUGAGGGAAUGGGCGGGUGGCGUGGCUGCUUAGGGCAGCGGGUGGCGUUGGCGGCUCUGCGGCUGACGGGCUUCCCGCUGUUCCCCCUCGGUAAAGGCCGCUGCGCCAUCCCCUUCUGCCCUCUGCCUGGGAUCUCUCAACCCGUCUCCCCCUGCCGGCGCGGCCACUCCACCGCCGCCUUCCUCAAGCGGGCGCCGCCUCGUUUCCUCUUGAGCGCCGGCGGGGCGGAGCUCUUUCCUUUCACGCCGUCCUCGGCCCUGAGCGGUCGCUUCACCCACCACCACAGCGGCGAAGAGUCCCAGGAAAUGCCCGCAGCCCCUCGGCCCGACUGCCAGAGCGAGGACGAGUUCGAGCCUGAGAGCCUCAUGGAGGCCGAGACCGCGGUGGAGAGCAGCAGCGGAAGGAGGCGCAAGAAGGUUAAAAAAGAGAAAUCUAAAAAGCACAAACCAAAAAAGGAAAAAUCCCAGCAAGAUGAGAAUGAGCUUUCAGACACAGAAUUGGAGCCUCCCAAGCCAAAAAAGAUUAAGAAAAAGAAAGGAGCGGAUGGUGAUACUGAAGCAGUCAUUGCAGAAUAUGAGACACAAACCCCUGUAACUAAUGGGAUUGCCCAUUCAAAAAAUGAAAGUAAAUCUGGGGAUGGAUCAAGUACAGAGUGCGACAGUGACCAGGAUCAGGAAUUGACUGCAGAGCAAAAGGAAGGAGACUUUGCCAAUUUUAAUCUCUCUAAAGGAAUUAUUGACCUUCUCAAAGCUCGAGGAGUUAACUACCUUUUUCCUGUCCAAGUGAAGACUUUCAAGCCCAUAAAUGAUGGCAAAGAUGUGAUAGCACAGGCUCGAACUGGAACUGGCAAAACAUUCUCUUUUGCCAUUCCUUUAAUCGAAAAACUUCAGGGGGAUCCCCAGGAAAGAAAGCGAGGCCGCACACCAAAGGUGUUAGUACUUGCUCCAACCAGAGAAUUGGCAAUGCAGGUAGCCAGAGACUUCAAAGACAUCACAAAGAAACUCACUGUGGCUUGCUUCUAUGGAGGAACAGCAUACAAUGGACAAUUUGAUUUAAUUCGGAAUGGCAUUGAUAUCCUGGUUGGGACUCCAGGCCGAAUCAAAGAUCACCUUCAAAAUGGCAAACUGGAUAUAUCCAGUCUAAAGCAUGUUGUCCUGGAUGAGGUUGACCAGAUGUUGGACAUGGGCUUUGCUGAGCAAGUAGAGGAAAUCUUAGCAUAUGCAUAUAAGAAAGAUUCUGAAGACAAUCCGCAGACAUUACUUUUUUCUGCAACUUGCCCACAUUGGGUUUACGACGUAGCAAAGAAGUAUAUGAAAUCCAGAUAUGAGCAAAUCGAUCUUAUUGGGAAGAAGACUAAAAAGACUGCUAUGACCGUAGAACAUUUGGCUAUUGAGUGUCACUGGUCCCAAAGAGCAGCGGUCAUUGGAGAUGUUAUUCAGGUCUACAGUGGUAGUCAUGGACGGACUAUCAUCUUUUGUGAGACAAAAAAGGACGCAACUGAACUGGCUCUGAAUGCCUCAAUAAAACAGGAUGCACAAUCUUUACAUGGUGACAUUCCACAGAAGCAAAGAGAAGUCACACUAAAAGGCUUUCGAAGUGGAUUAUUUGGAGUUCUAGUGGCAACUAAUGUAGCUGCUCGUGGUUUAGAUAUCCCAGAGGUUGAUCUGGUAAUACAGAGUUCACCACCAAAAGAUGUAGAGUCCUAUAUCCAUCGUUCUGGGCGCACAGGCCGAGCUGGACGAACUGGAAUUUGUAUCUGUUUCUAUCAGCGCAAGGAAGAUUUUCAACUAAGACAAGUAGAACAAAAAGCGGGGAUUAUGUUUAAACGUGUAGGUGUUCCUACAGCAACAGAUAUAAUAAAAGCCUCCAGUAAAGAUGCAAUCAGGUUUUUGGAUUCUGUUCCUCCUUCUGCUAUUGACUACUUCAGACAGUCUGCUGAGAGGCUGAUAGAGGAAAAAGGGGCAGUGGAAGCACUGGCUGCAGCAUUGGCUCACAUUUCAGGAGCUACCUCCAUUGAACAACGUUCCUUACUCAAUUCUGAUGUGGGUUACGUGACCAUGACAUUUCAGUGCUCAGUGGAGAUGCACAGCAUUGGCUACGCUUGGCGGGGUUUGAAAGAACAGCUGGGUGAUGACAUUGACAGCAAAGUGAGCAGAAUGCGUUUUCUCAAGGGCAAGACGGGUGUGUGCUUUGAUAUUCCUGCAGCUGAACUGAGUAAAAUCCAGCAAAUGUGGAAAGACUCAAGACGCUGGCAGCUUUCUGUGGCAACAGCAUUGCCGGAGCUUGAAGAAACACCACGUGAGAGUGGCCGAGGUGGUGGUUCGGAAUUUAGAAAUGGAAGACGAGGUGGUGGCUUCAACCGACAUGACCGAUUCAGAAACAGGGGCCAAAAACGAAGUUUUGAUCGGGCUUUUUGAUAAUAAUAUCGUACAUGGGACUUAAAUUUUUGGUUUUAUCAGAAGUAAAGUCAGUUACACUUUC